Grammomys surdaster is the source of this 1063-nucleotide messenger RNA. RefSeq names its product olfactory receptor 4P4-like. Bases 48 to 974 code for a protein of 308 amino acids. Gene Ontology annotation, molecular function: G protein-coupled receptor activity; olfactory receptor activity. Gene Ontology annotation, biological process: G protein-coupled receptor signaling pathway. The record is from RefSeq and is a predicted model, not a curated record. Gene Ontology annotation, cellular component: membrane. Lineage: Eukaryota; Metazoa; Chordata; Mammalia; Rodentia; Muridae. The transcript has a single exon.
UCAGGCACAGCAUCCACUUCCUCUAAAUAAUCAAACACACAAAAGCAAUGGGAUAUGGAAACCUCACAGAAUUUAUAUUGCUGGGACUUUUCCAUAAUGAGGAUGUCAAGGCAAUAUGCGGUGUGUUGUUCUUGCUUUGCUAUCUUGCAAUUCUCUGUGGAAACUUGAUUGUUCUUCUCACUAUCAAGGGCAGUCAGCUUAGUGAGCAGCCAAUGUAUUUUUUUCUCAGCUAUCUGUCCUUCAUGGAUGUCUGCUUCACUUCCACAGUGGCCCCUAAAUUUAUUAUAGACCUAUUGGUACAAUGUAACACAAUUUCCUACAAUGGCUGCAUCACCCAGAUGUUUUAUGCCCACUUCUUUGGUGCCACUGAGAUUUUUAUCUUGGUGGUCAUGGCCUAUGAUCGUUAUGUAGCCAUUUGCAGACCCCUUUACUACAUGAUCACCAUGAGCAGACAGGUAUGUUACAUCCUUGUGAUAGCCUCAGUUUUUGGUGCUUUUAUACAUUCACUUGUGCAUGUAUUGGUUAUUAUCGGACUUCCUUUUUGUGGCACCAAUGAAAUAGACCACUACUUCUGUGAUAUAUUCCCACUGCUGAAGCUCGCCUGCACUGACACAGGACUCCUGGUAAUUGUAAUCAUUACCACAACAGGAGUUCUGUCCAUUCUGACCUUUAUUGCCUUGGUCAUUUCUUACAUCAUCAUUUUGUCCAUAUUGAGGACUAGGUCAUCAGAGGGCCGCCGCAAAGCUCUUUCUACCUGUGGCUCACAUAUCACUGUUGUAUUCAUGUUCUUCUUGCCACUCAUCUUUACCUAUGUCCCAAUGGGUGAUUCUGUUGGGGAUGACAAGGUGUUUGCUCUGUUUUACACCAUGAUUGCCCCAUUGUUCAACCCUCUCAUCUACACACUGAGGAAUACAGACAUGAAAAAUGCCAUGAGAAAGGUGUGGUACCAAGACAAACUGUUUGAAGGAAAGUGAACCUCUGCUGGUGGAGCCUUUUUUUCUCAGUCAUAUCCUAUCUACAGAAUAAAUGUGAGCAAUACAGCAAGAUAGCAAGAUAGCCUAGU